Molecule: messenger RNA, 180 nt
Organism: Acaulospora colombiana
Lineage: Eukaryota; Fungi; Glomeromycota; Glomeromycetes; Diversisporales; Acaulosporaceae
Source: the annotation of a GenBank genome assembly
AUGACGCUGAGGCUCAGUGUUCGGAAGGGCCCAAAGAACCGUUCUGAAUGGAAAAAGGAGGCAAGCCUUGACUUAGCUCGGUCCACUAUGAUGGUGGCCUAUAGAGAGUGGCUCGCUGCGCGCUUGGCCGCGGAUGGGACGAGAAUGACUUCAAUGCUGGGGGGAUGGUUGGAGGUCUAG